CUCUGCAUCUGCUAUGAGUCGCUGAUAUGACUCACACUGUCAGUGGUCACAUUAGCUAGAAUUCAGAUGGAGCAGCUCUGGCAGUAGAAGAAGCAGACUGAUAUUGAUUACCUGCUGCAGGAGACAAUUGUGCCAAGAUAUUUCUGCAGGCAUGGCUGAAACUCGGGAGGCUCUGCUGAGCAAGAUCAGUUUAUGUUCAUAAUUUUUUUUUAAAAAAAGGUUUUAUUUUAAAAAGACAAAUUGAGUCUGGAUGCCUGUGCUGGAUUUUAGCAGCUGAACAUGGAGUAAGAUGUGACCUUAACUCUGAUUUGAAGACAUGCAAAACCACACAGUCUCACAGGAGGAAAACAGCCCUCAUUAUGCUUAGCAUGGUGAUAUUGGAGGAGUAGUGACUGGAGACAAUCUGCUGCACUCUGAUACUUCGGCAAGACAAAUCACUAACAUCUAGCAGCAAGAAGAGACGUGUUCUUCAUGACAAAAUGACAGCAAGAGAACACAGCCCCCGCCACAGUGCAAAAUCCCGUGCUGUGCAACGGGCCUCCACUAUUGACAUUGCCUCUGACAUGCUAGGUUUGUCUCUGGCAGGAAACAUCCAGGAUCCAGACGAGCCAAUUUUAGAGUUCAGCUUAGUUUGCAGUGAGUUGCUCACACCAUCGCUAGAUCGAAAACCAAAUACUUUUGUCGCAGUAAGUGUCACUACAUCGCCUCAGGCAUUCUGGACAAAGCAUGCACAGACAGAGAUUAUUGAGGGAACAAAUAAUCCUAUCUUUCUAAGCAGUAUUGCCUUUUUUCAAGACUCUCUUAUCAAUCAAAUGACGCAAAUCAAACUUUCUGUGUACGACGUCAAAGAUAGAUCUCAGGGAACAAUGUAUUUAUUGGGUUCUGGAACGUUCACUGUAAAGGAAUUACUUCAGGAGAAGAACCAUAGAUUGCAUUUAACACUAAGGUCUGCUGAAAGUGAUCGUGUAGGUAACAUCACAGUUAUAGGAUGGCAAAUGGAAGAAAAAACAGACCAAAAGCCUCCUGUAACAAGAUCUCCUGACACCAUUAAUGGGAGGACUGUACUGCCAGUUGAUGAAAGUUUAACAGAAUCUUUAGGAAUCCGAUCCAAAUAUGCUUCGUUACGGAAAGAUGUGUUACUAAAGUCUGUGUUUGGUGGUGCCAUUUGUCGGAUGUAUCGUUUCCCCACAACUGAUGGGAACCACCUGAGAAUCUUGGAGCAGAUGGCUGAGAGUGUACUGUCACUGCACAUCCCCAGACAGUUUGUGAAGCUUUUGCUUGAAGAAGAUGCAGCCAGGGUUUGUGAACUAGAAGAGCUGGGAGAGCUGUCUCCCUGUUGGGAGAGCCUUCGUCGACAAAUAGUUACUCAGUACCAAACAAUUAUACUGACUUAUCAGGAAAAUCUAACUGACUUGCAUCAAUACAAAGGCCCUUCAUUUAAAGCAAGUAGCUUGAAAGCUGAUAAAAAAUUGGAAUUCGUGCCCACAAAUUUACACAUACAAAGAAUGAGAGUCCAGGAUGAUGCAGGAUCAGAUCAGAAUUACGACAUAGUAACCAUAGGAGCACCAGCCGCUCACUGUCAAGGCUUUAAAUCGGGAGGUCUACGGAAAAAGCUGCAUAAAUUUGAAGAGGCAAAGAAACACAGUUAUGAGGAAUGUUGCACUUCAACAAGCUCCCAGUCUAUAAUAUACAUACCGCAGGACAUUAUUAGAGCAAAGGAGAUUAUUGCACAAAUCAACACCCUGAAAACUCAAGUCAGUUACUAUGCCGAAAGGCUCUCGAGAGCUGCCAAGGAUAGAUCAGCUAAUGGCCUUGAAAGAUCACUUGCCAUUUUGGCAGAUAAGACACGGCAGCUUGUCACUGUCUGUGAUUGCAAGUUACUGGCAAAUUCAAUACAUGGAUUAAAUGCUGCAAGGCCAGAUUAUAUAGCCUCAAAGGCAUCUCCAACCUCUGGAGAGGGGGAACAAGUGAUGCUAAGGAAUGAUCAAGACACCCUUGUGGCAAGAUGGACAGGAAGAAAUAGCCGAUCUUCUCUGCAGGUGGAUUGGCAUGAAGAGGAAUGGGAAAAAGUUUGGUUGAAUGUUGACAAAAGUCUGGAGUGCAUUAUUCAGAGAGUGGACAAACUUCUCCAGAAAGAACGUUUGCACAGUGAUAGCUGUGAAGAUGUUUUCCAGUGUGACAUCAGCUGUACUAGUAAGAAAGGUAAUCGGGAUACUCGUGCCUACUGGAUAAAUCCAAAAGGCUUAGAUGAGACCUCAUCCUCACCACCAUCAUCCUCACCACCAUCUUCAACCAUAUCAUCCUCUGCAUGCCCUUCUCACAGAAACACAAAUUGCAGCCCCCCUCCUGAAGAGUCCAGCCCAGGUGAAUGGAGUGAGGCUCUUUACCCGUUGCUGACAACACUCACAGACUGUGUAGCCAUGAUGAGUGACAAGGCAAAGAAAGCUAUGGUCUUUUUGUUAAUGCAGGAUAGCGCUCCUACAAUAGCUCUGUGCCUGAGCCUUCAAUAUCGCAGGGAUGUUGUCUUCUGCCAAACUCUGACAGCUCUUAUUUGUGGUUUCAUUAUCAAGCUGAGGAACUGCCUGCAUGAUGAUGGAUUCCUAAGGCAGCUCUACACCAUUGGUCUGCUGGCGCAGUUUGAAAGCCUUUUGAGCACAUAUGGUGAAGAGCUGGCAAUGCUGGAGGACAUGAAUUUGGGAAUAAUGGAUUUGAGAAAUGUAACCUUUAAAGUAACUCAGGCCACAUCAAGUGCAUCUGCUGACAUGCUGCCAGUCAUUACAGGAAAUCGUGAUGGAUUUAAUGUGAGGAUUCCUUUGCCAAGCGCCUUGUUUGAUUCGUUGCCACGGGAGAUUCAGAGCGGCAUGCUACUGAGAGUUCAGCCUGUUCUUUUCAACGUGGGAAUCAAUGAGCAGCAAACCCUAGCAGAGAAGUUUGGAGACACCUCGUUACAAGAAAUAAUUAAUAUGGAGAGUUUAGUUCGGUUGAAUUCCUAUUUUGAGCAGUUCAAGGAAGUUUUGCCCGAUGAUUGCCUACCUCGUUCUCGUAGUCAGACGUGCCUGCCUGAACUGUUAAGGUUUUUGGGACAGAAUGUACAUGCAAGAAAAAAUAAGAAUGUUGAUAUUCUUUGGCAAGCUGCUGAGAUAUGCCGGAGACUAAACGGUGUUCGAUUUACAAGUUGUAAAAGUGCCAAGGACAGGACAGCCAUGUCAGUGACCCUAGAGCAGUGUUUGAUCCUGCAGCAUGAACAUGGAAUGGCUCCUCAGGUCUUCACCCAGGCACUGGAGUGCAUGAGGAGCAUUGGAACACGGGAGGUAGUCACCCAGAAGAACUUGAGUGGCUUGGUGCCCAUCCGAGAUUUCGGGCUAGACCCCAGCCUCCUCUACUCUUUUCCUUUACUAGCUCUGAGCCCCAAUUUACUGAUUGUGUGGCUAUUUCUGAGCGUAGCAUACCUGGUGGCCCGAUUACGUUGCAAAUGAAGACAAGCUUAAAUAAAACAAAAAUAGAUAAAGUGCUUAAAUAUGUAUUGCCACCUGAUACCUGCUGGACAAAGGAAUGUGUCAUAGCAAUGUCUGCCAAGAAUUAUUAUUAUGCCUUACAAUUUUACGUUUAUAUUGUACUAAACUGUAAAUAUACAUCAAAUUAUUUUAUCAAGAGGAAUUGUAUUGAAAGUUUAAACCACUGUUAUGCUUUCAGUGCUUGUAACAUAGUCUGAAGUUGGCUGUUACCUCGUUACUUUAGCUGGCCUGAAGAUCAGUUUCUCUUACCAAAUAUUUCUCUUACAUUCAGAUCUAAGAGUCUCUCUCAUAUAUACAGUUUUGUGUUACUUGUUUCAUGUAUUCCAGAGAAAGGAACUCUGUCUGAAAAGAAUUUAUAUCUUUUUGUAUAAUCUUUAAGUGUAUGCUAACCUUGCCUUUCAUUUUUAUGAGGUAGGAAGAGAAAAAUUUAAAAUAGGUGGGGUUUAUAACAAAUGUAACUAAAUAAAUCUGACACUUUCUACUUCCAUUUCAAAGCAUAAUCGCUAAAUUACAGUAGUAAACAGUUUGCAGAACCCAUAGUUUUGUUCCUUUCUCAUGUUUAAAUCUAUUUCAAUAGCAUAUACUGUACCCGCUCAAAAAAACCCUUGAAUUGCAGUGUACUGCAUGCAAUAUUAUUCCAUUAUGUUUACUGGUAUACAUUUCUGUAGCCUAUUUAAGUGACUGACUCUCAGAAAAGGAGAGUAUGUAGUAAAAAUAGACUAAUAGUGAUCCGUUGUUCUUUUAUUCCUCCUUGGGGAAAGAGGCUCCGUUUUUAAAUUAUAAAAAAGAGAAUUCUCAAUCAGGAUAAUAACUUAUAAAUUAAUUAUGUUGACAUAUAAUAUACCAGGCAAGAAAAGAGGUAUAUUAGUUACCUCCCUUAGUGUGGUUACACUGAACUACAAAGGCAAAGCAUUUGGGUUUUGUGCAGUGACAAUAGGCAAAAUAUUACUGUUGUUUCUAUUCUUAAAUAUUUGCUAUAUGUGCACAGAUAUUAUGGUUAUGGGAGCCACAUAAGUACCUGGGUAAACAGAUGACAGUGAGUUAAUAUGUAAUUUCUAUCAUCAUUAUAAUUAGCCCAAAUAGGCACAUACAGCAUUCAGAAAGCCUAGAUAACUGUAACUAUUAUAUUCAUUUUGAUGUUUUUAGAAGCAUUUCUGACCAGUAAUAAUGCAAGAUGAAAAAGCAGCUAUGUAAUUUUGAGUUUAGAAUAGACUCUUAAAUUCAGGAAAUGUUUAAUUUCCUGUUAUAACUAAAUCAGAAAGUACAUGGCUAUAUUUUCUUUUAUGUCUUCACCAAAUCAGAUUGUACAGUACAAUGUCUCCUGACUUCCAUACCCCAGAUACCCUCUUUUAUGUUUUUUUAAAAAGGCGAAUCUAUUUAAAUUUAUAUUUCAUUUAAAAAAAACAACCUGGAAUGAAUUUGGGAAAGCUUAUUGCUGAUGAAAUUGAAACCAUGGCAUUCCAGUAAUGGAAAAUACAAAGCUGAUUGGUGGCAGGUAUAAAUUACUCUGCAUCUGCCACUACAUCUCAGUCCUGAUCUUCACACACUUCUAAUUCUAGCCUUAUUUGUCCCCUGAACAGCCUGCCUUUUGUGCCAAAUUCUGUGUUUUUAUUAUGUGAAUAAGCAUCCAGUACAGACAAAGGCCUUGAUCCAGCAAAAUGCUAAGCACGCUAGCCCAGUCUGGGAAGUAUGUGCUUAACUUUGAACAUGACAAGUCCCAUAGAAGUCCGUGAAUAUUCAUGUGCUUAAAAUUAAGCAUGUUUAAAUGCUUUGCUGGACUGAGACCAACGUGCUCAUCGUCUUACAAGAUCGAACUCUAAUUUAAGAAGCUGAUUAGUCUCACUUUGGGUUAAACCCUAGGCCUACUUAAUUCAAUUUCAUUUCUUUGGGCCUAGAUUUCAUCCUUUGUGACCUAGGCUAUAUUUAAACUCAGGUCUCCAAAGCUGAAAAGCUUCGUGCAUUCUGCCAACAUACCUCGACCAGAAGAAAUUAAUUCUUCACAAAAACUAUCACAUAAUUAAGAUUCUGGUUCUUCACUACAGUCUCAAUCUUGCACAGUGCCUGAAUUCCCAAUAUACUCAGCGGAUGCUCAGUUGAGGAAGGUCAGCACUUCAUAUGACUACUUGACACCUUGCUCGAUCUGAACCUGUGCAUAGGAUCUCUAAUGAGGAGAUGACUGUUAUGUCAUAUCGAUGACAGUGUAAUAAACAUAAGUGCCAUUAGCUGAGAUGUAUUAAGCAGCACAAGGUCUCCAUUCUUUGCAUUUUAGAACACCUUUUAGUAACUUUGGGUGGUGGCAUGAAGGAGCAAUACUGUACCUUUACAAUUCAGCUGGUUACCUUUGGGCAGGAGGUUUCUCAUUCGUUUAAUUAAAUGUUGACAGGUACUAGGGUUAAGGUGUGAUAUAUUUUAAUUAAUUUAAGGCAAAGAUAACCCCUACAUUUAAGGUAAAAAUAACAAUUAUUGUUAUGCCUUUGUGGUCACAUAUCAAAAUAUAUUUUAGAUCAUAUUUAAGAUUAUACUAAAGGUAGGACUAAAGCUAAUAAAAUUAAGGAAGCUCGAUACCAGUUGGUGUAGUAUUCUGUUACCAACUCAUUCAGUUGUGUCUAGGAAUCUCGAUGGUGAAAUAGGGAUUUAUGUUCACUCUUACGUCACCUAAGGAAAAAUAAGUCAUGAAUUAAUAUUUCUGGUCUCCAUUGUUUCUAGUCAAACAGCCAUGUCCUCAGCUGAUAUAAACUGUCAUAGUUCCAUUGACGUUGAUGAUAUAUAGCAGCUAAAAAUCUGGCACAGAAGAUGAUACGUGAUAGCACAUUAUAUCUUGUCUUCACAUUCUUCACAGGAGGGGGAAAAAGCCCUUGCAGCACCAUUACUGUGACUCACUUCAGACGUGUGCAAUAACUGGUCAUGGUGGGAUGAAUUCUGAACAGUGCUAAACUUACCAUUGAAUACCCUAACUUUCUGGUUUGUGUCCCUAUCAUAACUCUAGUCCCAGAUUUGGACCUUAGCGUCCAAAAUAUGGGGGUUAGCAUGAAAA
Gopherus evgoodei (Goodes thornscrub tortoise) is the source of this 6549-nucleotide messenger RNA. It is a transcript of the gene INPP4A, whose product is annotated as inositol polyphosphate-4-phosphatase type I A. Gene Ontology annotation, cellular component: cytoplasm. Gene Ontology annotation, molecular function: phosphatidylinositol-3,4-bisphosphate 4-phosphatase activity. The record is from RefSeq and is a predicted model, not a curated record. Bases 480 to 3476 code for a protein of 998 amino acids. NCBI's taxonomy places the organism in Eukaryota, Metazoa, Chordata, Testudines, Testudinidae. The transcript has 27 exons.